AUGAUCGUACGGAUUGCGCCUCGGAGAGCGUGGCGGGUGCGGCGUCAGUGGAGUUAUCGGGUCCAAGUUUCCCAGUGUGAUGCUGCGCCCGCCGGCAGUGACUGUCCGCGGUAGUCCCGUGCCCUCUCCAUAGCACCGCACGCGCAGGAGCCAUGGCGGCGAACAAAAUCCUCAUCUGCGCGGGAGUGGUGACGUUAUUGCAGGCUGUUGGGCAGAUAGUUUUCUGCACCCUCGGCCUGGCUCAGUACUACUGUGUGGUCGAUUUUCUGCGGGAGCUGCCGAUGUUGUUAUACAUCAGAAUCAUGUAUUUCCACAAUCCUGUGCCGUGUGGAGCGCGCAUCAACAUCGGCUCCGCAAUCGAGGGCAUCGUGGACCAGGCCUUUGUGUUGAUCAACAACGAGCCGCUCACUGCCUACCGCACCUUCAUCAUCAACUGCACCAACCUAGGUAUUGCUGGGCUUUGGAUACCUGCGAGCAUCCUUUUAAUAAUGGGUGGCGCUAAGAACUCCGCUUCAAAACACGUCCGGUGGCCAUGGGUGAUGGUGACGGUGACGGCCAGCGGAGUCGACCUGGUGGCGGCCGUCAUUUACACCAACGACUCGUUCUACACUAGGAGUUUGUCCGACAUCAUGGAAUUUAUCGGCGGGGUCGCGAGCGGGAUCGCCAACGCCAAUCUGGACACCACAUGGGUUUCUUGGAUCAUGGUCAUCGUCUACGCGAGGUUCAUUGUGUUCUUCUUCUUCAACGUGAUCCUCGUCGUCAUGGUGAUUGUGGACUGCAACGCCCCUAUACGACCGAUCACUACUGGGACGCAAGUGGAGGCGCCGAUAGGCAUGCGUGAUGUGAGCACGAGCGACAAGGACGUGGAAGAGAGCAGUACGUUCAGCGAGCCGCGAAUGUUCGCGCGCCUCCCGCGGCCCGGCCUGAGCCGCUCGUUCCGGCGCAUGAAGGCGUACCUCUUCAGAAAGCCGUCGCCCACGCCAGUGCCGCCGUCCACGUCCAACCCCGAAUCGUAUAACCCUUCGCCUAACAGAUCGCCGAGAGCUCACCAUGUGGACAUAGAGAAGAAGCGAACUGUGAAUUUCCCCGAAAACCUAUUAUCGCUGCCGCAGCGGUUAGAGAACCUGAUCGCAGAGCAGCAGCGGCGCCUGGACAGCGCCGUCAUCGACACCGCCGGCCGGAACAGCCCGCCGCGCGCCUCGCAGUCCCUCCCACAGUUGCCUUCCACGACCGAGGAGGAGCCUCAAGGGAUCUCGAGCCGGCGCGGCACAGCUGCCGAGCUGCAAGGCCAGCUGCCGUGGGCAUACAUUCCGGCGGCGCGGCGCAUGCGCGACCAGCUGCCGCCCGACGAGGAGCUGCCGCCCGUGCCGCUGCCCGACUACACCGCCAUCCAGCCCUUCAGGAAGGCCUGUGAGUCACCACAUCUUCUUUGA
Molecule: messenger RNA, 1433 nt
Organism: Ostrinia nubilalis (European corn borer)
Lineage: Eukaryota; Metazoa; Arthropoda; Insecta; Lepidoptera; Crambidae
Exons: 8
Coding region: 153-1433 (426 amino acids)
Source: RefSeq, a predicted model, not a curated record